Messenger RNA from Cuscuta campestris, 1541 nucleotides. Lineage: Eukaryota; Viridiplantae; Streptophyta; Magnoliopsida; Solanales; Convolvulaceae. The record is from the annotation of a GenBank genome assembly.
CAUAAAUUCCAACCUUUUGUUCUGGCCUUUUCCAUAAAUUCUUCUAAUGAAAGUCUUGAAUACUUUCUCUAAUGUUCGAGUUGGGUGAAGCAGAGAGGGGAGCGAAAGAUUUUCGGGAUAGAGCUAUGGAGAGAAGGGAAAAAGCAUCAAUAACAGAAGAUGAGGUCUGGAACAGAGAAACGGCACCAAAAGUUAUGAAGAUAGUGAGUACCAGACUCCCCCAAAGAGACCUCACCUCUUUAUUGCUUCUCAACCCUUGGGUUCGCAGCGCACUCAUCACCCACCCCUCCCUCUGGAUGGCGCUUGAUUUUCAUGAGAUGAACAAUGCCGGGAGUCGCCUAGUCGCUGCCCUUCAUCUGGUGAGAUAUCAAAAUGUGAGGCAUAUAAACCUUGAGUUUGCACAGGAUGUGGAAGACAAGAAUCUCCAGGAUGUCAAGAGCCAGUGUGGCGAUUCUCUUCAAAACCUUGCAACAUUGAAUUUAAAUGGUUGUCAAAAGAUCUCUGAUACGGGGAUUGAAGCUAUAACCAGUAUUUGUCCCAAACUGAAGGGGUUUUCCAUAUAUUGGAACGUAAGGGUUACUGAUGCUGGCAUAAUGCAUUUAGUAAGAAACUGCAAACUUGUGGUUGAUUUGAAUUUAAGUGGGUGUAAGAAUAUUACCGAUCAAGCGUUGCUUCUAAUUGCAGACAACUAUCAAGAAAUCGAUUCACUGAACAUUACUAGGUGCAUCAAGCUAACGCAUAGUGGCUUGGAAAGAAUGUUGCUGAAGUGUUCUUUCCUUCAACGUCUGAACCUUUAUGCCCUUUCUACAUUUACUGAUGAAGCUUACAAGAAGAUAUCACUUCUGCCUCAUCUGAAAUUCCUGGACCUCUGUGGUGCCCAGAAUCUAACAGAUGAUGGGCUUUCUUGCAUUGCGAACUGUAGAAGGCUCCUGUCUCUCAAUUUGACAUGGUGUGUAAGAGUUACUGAUCUUGGGAUCAAAGCAAUUGCCCGAGGCUGCAUGUCCCUUGAGUUUCUAAGUUUGUUUGGGAUUGUUGGGGUGACUGACAAGUCCCUGGAGGCACUGUCAAGCUUCUGCUCAAGCACACUAACAACUCUGGAUGUGAAUGGCUGUAUUGGCAUUAAGAAUCGCCGCCGGAAUCAACUGCUUGAAAUGUUCCCUAACCUGAAGUGCUUCAAAGUGCAUAGCUAAUCUUUGAUUAUUUGAGAGAGAACACGGGUUUUCCAAAAAGCGCCGGUUUUACAAGACCAUUCCUUGUGAAAACAUCCUCAGAUUAUCAGAUUUCAAGAAUUUAAAAUGCUGCCAGCUCUGACGCAUGCCUAUUCGGUUUUGCUCCGUAGACUUCCAAAGCUAGACAGCACAGCGUUUCUAUGGAUUUAUAAUUUAUUUAAGUUUUGCCCGCAAAUUAUAACGCUAAUCUGGCGGUAUUGUGUUUCUUUGUUGCUCAUUUUCCUCCAAAGGAUGUUCGCUGUCCUUCUCUCGGUGGGCUCGUACUCAUUCUUUUGUGUUCUGCUAAUUUUUCUAUAAAAGUUAUUGUUAAAU